This is a messenger RNA of Clonostachys solani, 1554 nucleotides long. NCBI's taxonomy places the organism in Eukaryota, Fungi, Ascomycota, Sordariomycetes, Hypocreales, Bionectriaceae. The record is from the annotation of a GenBank genome assembly.
AUGGCAAUCGCUUUGAACUCUUUACCUCUCGAGAUUCUCGACCAAAUAUGCAGAUCUCUCCCUCGCCACCGGGAUGUGAGCAAUUUUCGACUUGCCUGCCAUAGACUGGCUGACGUGGGCCUCCCUGCGCUGCUUCCCAGAUUGACUGUCCAACUCUUCCCUGAGAGCCUUGAGCGGCUGUGCGAUAUUGCAUCGGACCCCGUCCUCAAACAUCAUGUGUUCAUCAUUGUCUUUGUCAUGGACAUAUUCGACCCCGAUGGCAGCACCUUCGAGGAAUGGCAGGACAACGUAGCCGAGAUGGCUGAGUUCGAUCAUCCGGCCGUCAGUUUCGAAAUGCUCUCUGAUGAGAUGGAGAUGAGGGCUAGCUGGGAGAGCCUUGGGCUUCUGCUUUCCAGGCAGGAAGACGCUUUCAGAAUUUUUGAAUCUUCACGGGUGCAGGACGCUUUGCAGCAAUUCAGAAAUCUGAACUAUCUUGAGGUUCGGUUUUCUAGACCCCUGGAUGGCACAUCCCGCGACGAGACAUAUAAGAAUAUCUUGGAACGGCAUCCCUACAUCUACAAGGACAACCAUCCAUUUUAUCCAUCUGAUCCACUAUCAAUGUAUACGGGCCUUCCAGGGAUCAAGCCGCUCCGGACGCUAUUACGCGGCAUAGGGAAACCUGGGCUUAGAGCCCUGAGGGUGGAAGCGCUCGACGCUAGCUUUUUCAAUGGCAAUCUUACCGCUAAAGCAGCCGAGUUUAACUCUCUUCUGGGCAGUCUUCGAGAUCUCAACACCCUUCAGCUCACUGUCACUCAUAGCGAUGAUGGCAUGGAGAGCGCUCAGAGCAGCCUAUCUACGGACCGGUUCAGGACUUUCCUAUCCUCAGCACCCCAUCUGGAAGAUAUAGACGUUCAAUUUGGCAACAAGGACUCGAUUCAAUUUUAUCCCAAAGUCGCCGACGUCCUACCCGGGGAAUAUUCAUGGCCGAACCUACAAAGGCUCCGGUUAUCAGUCGUCGAAAUCUCGCCUCCAGUCUUUCUAGAUUUCCUUCGCCGCCAGCAGAGGCUCAAGGUUCUAGAACUAAGCCACUGCCAGCUCCCAGAAGGAAGCACUACCGGCUGGUCGGAUUUCUUGGCGCCCCUCGCCGUUGACCUUGGUUUGAAGAAGCUUACGCUUUCUGGAACUUUCGCGUUGGGUCAACCCGACGGCCAAGAACCACCUUACGUCGACAUGCGUGAUGCGGUUGACGACAUGGAGCUCCAGGUGUGUGAAGCCAUGAACAUGGUGGUCUGCUCAAAGGAGUUUGAUGCAUUCUUGCAUAACGAGGUGGCGAUGCAUGAGGAUCUGGACGUGGGCGCUGUCAAGACGGGCAUUAUCCAGAGUUUGAUGGACCAGCCUCCUACAAGAGCGUCAGAGAAUAUCACUAUUCGUAUCCCUACAGACUAUGCGCACUAUUUCAAGUCUUUUGCCUUGGUAACUGAUAGCUCGAACUGGGGGAGGGGCGGUAUGUGGGUGUCGGGUUAUGCAAGGAGUCUCAGGCCCGUUAUAGAAGCUCCGGAAGCGCCGCGGUUCUGA